AUGGGUAGAAAAAAACAUCAAACUUAUGAAGGACUUGGUACAAAAGCUCGUGAUAAAGUACCAUUUAAAAAAGGUUUAUCGAAAAAGAAAAAACAACAAAAAGAUUUUCAAAAAAUUAAAUUAAAAGCUGGAAAACUUCGUCCAAAAGGUCUUAAUGAAACAAAAUUAGAAUUUCAAUCAAAAUCAAUACUUAUACGUGAACAACUUCGACAAGAUUUAGGUUCUGAACGUAUACAUGAUAUUCUUCCACGAUUACGUAAAGGUACAUCAGCACAAAAAUUAGCUGUACUUGAUACAUUAAAAACACGUUUACAAAAUGAUGAUAUUGAUUCAUGGUUACCAUCACUUCAAUCACUUCUUGAUACUUGUACAUCAUAUCUUUCAUUAGAAAGUGUUAGUCAUUAUCGAUCAGCAUUUCAAUGUUUAAAAAUAAUAUUUUCACGUGUAGAAACUUCAGAAAGUUUCGAACCAUUAAUGGCACUUAUAUGUCAACGUUUAAUUUCUUUAAUGACUCAUUUAAAUGAUGAUAUUCGUGAACGAUCAGUACCCGUACUUGAAUUACUUCUUCAUCAAUCAUACUCACCAAUAUUAUUAACAAAUCAUGCAUUACCUAUUCUUGAAAGUUUAUUACAACAAUUAAUGAAAAUAAGUCGAUCUGAACGACAAUUUAUUAUAACAAUUGAUACAACAACAGUUGGAAACAAUAGUGGAAAUGCACGAUUACUUGAUUGUAUUGCACAAUUAGUUAAUAUUGUUUUUGAUAAAUAUAAUAAUGAACAACCAAUUAAUAAAGAUAUAAAUCAAGAUGAAGAACAAGAAAAAACUUUAUUUGAUUUAUUACAUAAUACAAAAUCAAAACCUUUUAGACUAAUUGAUCAAGUAUUUCAAUUUCGUUCUGAUUCUCAACUAUUGUCUCGUGUUAUGGAUCUUCUUCUAAAAGUUCUUCUUCAAUUUUGGUCUGAAAUGCGCAUACAUCUUGGUGAUCGUCAUCAUCAUCGUGAUGCUUUAUCAUGUUUAUGGUGUUGUACAAGAAUAUUUCAUCGUUUAAUGAAUUCAAUAUUAUCAAGUCAACAUUAUACAGAACUUCAUUCAAUAAUUGCUCAACAUUCAUCAUCCAUACAUAAACAUUUAUUACAAAAUUUUCCAUUUGAUGAACAUCAAGGUUCAGAUAUAUUAUCAUCAAAACAAGUUCAACAAAAAAAUUUAACAGUAAGACGUUUAAAUAUACAUAUUAUUGAUUUAUUAUCAACACAAUUUCCUCGUAUACAAGAAAAAAUGAUUAAAAAUUUACAUCAAUUAAAAUUUCAAUUAAAACCUGAUCAAAUGCAACCAUUACUUAAUUAUAUGUUUGAUUUACUUAAUAAUAAUGAAAAUUUAAAUAUUCAUGAAACAAAAGAUACACUUGAAUAUAUUGAAAAAUGUAUUCGUUCAUUUCGAGAUGAUAAAAUUAUUCGACAAUGUAUUGAUGGUAUUUCCAAAUAUAUACAAAGAUCAAUAAAUGAUCUUCAUACAAAUUCAAUUGCCUUUCGAAUUCUAUGUGAUAGUAUUACAUUAAAAAUUGCUAAACUUGAUUCAGAAAUCAUUGCUUCAUUACCAGUUGAUGAUAUGGUAUGGUUUGUAUUUCAAGUAUUACGUUCAUCAGAAACAGAAUUUAAUAAAAAUGAAAGAAAAGAAAUACUUGAACGAAUGACACAAAUAUUUUCAUUUGAACUUGAUCCAUUUGCACUAUUACUUAAUAAUAUUUAUAUUGAUUAUUUUGCAAUAUUAAAAACUAGUACUGGAAUUGAACAACGUUUACUUAUAACUUGGUUAUAUGGUAUUAAUGGUAAACAAUCAUUAAAUAAUUCAUUUUUAUUAAGUUUACAACAAUAUAUUCAAUGGCAUUGGUUAGAAUCAGAAAGUAUACAUCUUUUAUUAGGAAUUUUACUUCGACAAUAUGAUCGUCAUGGUGAAAAUUUCUGUACAUUAAAUGAUUUUUCAUUAUUUUUUUUUCGUCUUUUAUUUCCUUCAUUUAAAAUUGAUGGUUAUGUUACUGAAAAAUUAAAUGAUAUUGAUGCUAAUAGAACAUUUAAAUAUAGUGAAAUUAUUAUUAAUCAUUUACAAUGUUUAAAAAUUCAUCGUGAUAAUAUUAUUGAAUCAUUAUGGAUUCGAAUUGAAAAUGCUUUUGCAAUAAAUAAGAUGAAACAAUUGAAAUGGUUUGAAUGGACAACAAUUUAUUCAUUAAUUUCAAUUGAUAAUGAAAUAUUUCCUGAUGCCAUUGUGCAAAGUCGUAUUGCUGUUCAUCUUAUACAGACUAUACAACAAAUUAAUCAUACUUCUAAUCAACAAAUGAAUCAAUUUAUUUUAACACGUUUACGAACAUCACCAGCAUUAAAGCGAUUACUUAAACAAUCUUUAACAUUAACUGGAAAUGAUCAAGAACUUCAUGCAAGAUGUAUAUCAUUACUUGACUAG
Rotaria sordida is the source of this 2454-nucleotide messenger RNA. Lineage: Eukaryota; Metazoa; Rotifera; Eurotatoria; Philodinida; Philodinidae. The record is from the annotation of a GenBank genome assembly.